Plodia interpunctella (Indianmeal moth) is the source of this 1909-nucleotide messenger RNA. RefSeq lists its product as uncharacterized. The coding region runs from base 213 to 1316 and encodes 367 amino acids. The transcript is spliced from 3 exons. The record is from RefSeq and is a predicted model, not a curated record. Lineage: Eukaryota; Metazoa; Arthropoda; Insecta; Lepidoptera; Pyralidae.
ACAUAACGUAUAGUGGCAUUGCCAUGCACUACCUUCACGCACAUUUGUAUCAAAAUUUAAAAAAAAUAUAUAAAAUUGUUGUUUACCCCCACUUUCUACCCUCACCUACGGUGAGCAGCGCCCGCUCUUGGCUCAUUGUGCAUUUUCAUGUGCUAGCCUUCGCACGUCUUUUCACGACGUAUAUUGUAGUGUAUUAGUAGUGAUCUUUAAACAUGGGGAAAAGGAAAUCAACGGAACAUGAGGAGGAAAUUCGUAGGAAAAUAAGAAGACUUCAAGGAAAGUUAAGAAGAAAGAAGAAGCGUGUAAUCGAAUCAUCUGAUACAGAGGAUUCUGGUACGGAUACGUACGAUCAGAGGGGUCAUUCAUCUGGCUCGGAAACACCACCGCGGCCUCCCUACUCGCCCCUAACAGCGGCAUCAGUGUCGUCACCAGAGCCGGAGCGACGAAGUUCCAGAGGGCCCGAUGGAGUCGAUACUGUGCAGGAACCGACGCCGUCGACUUCAAAGGAUAAUCAGGAAAGUACAAAUGCUGAUAUUGCGUUACAGGACGAUAUUUUGUCACUGUUAGGUGAUGCCCCAAAAGCAGAGGUUUCUUUUGGGAAGCCGCUUCAUAAAGAUGUCGCGAGUAGAUGGCAAGAAAUUCUUGCCAAAGGUUUAUCCACCGAGGUAAAGGCCAAAUUGAUGGAGGAGUACUAUAUCCCAAGUAAUUGUGAUCUUUUAACAGCACCGCUGCUUAACCCAGAGGCAAAGGCAGCCUUGACAACUGCCAUUACUAAACGCGAUUCUUCAAUUAGAGAAAAACAAAAACAAUUAGGCAUCGCCAUAUCUGCUCUAGGACAGGCCGUAGAAGAUGUAAUUUCUAAUGAAUCUACUAAAAAGAUCCUAAAACCAAUUAGUGACGCAUGUCGCCUCUUAUGCGACAUUCACUUCGCCGAAACAAAAACUCGCCGUAAUUUAAUCAGUUACUGUACAAAUACGAAACUGAAAGAAACUGUUUUAGAAUCUACUAGAGACAAAUUUCUUUUCGGAGAGAACUUGGCCGAAAAACUGAAAUCCGCAAAGUCUAUCCAACAAUCAGGAGAAAGUUUAAAAAUUAAGAAACAACUAGGUUACUUCAACAAAAACUCAUCUAAUCUGAGAACAAAUAACAAUAAUUUAAACUCCAAGAGUUACUAUCGGAAGACACGAUUCAAACAAACAGGCCAGGGUCGAGCUCCUCCGGAGAGGGUCACCAGCCAGCGUCGAACGAGAGGCCAUCAGUCGCCUCGUCGAGCGGUCGAUGUGGAGAGACAGAAACGCAGCGCGUAUCGCAAAUAGACGAGAACAUCACACAAUCUUCACAGAAGCCUCAGACUAGUUGCCGCGAGAUUAUCAGGGAAACUCUUCUGAAAAGAUUCUUAUCACCUCGUUCCAUAGACAUCAUGUUAGCUUCGCUAUCAGACAGUACUUACAAACAAUAUGAUUACUGUAUAAGAAACUGGCUUCAAUACUGUACUAAAAACAAGUAUGAUUUUACUACAGUUUCUGUACCGAUUGCUAUUCAUUUUCUAACAGAAGUUUUUGAUUCUGGUGCAAGUUACGGCACUAUUAAUUGUCACAAAUCGGCUUUAUCCUUAUUAUUGGGAAGUAAUUUAAUGAAUGAUAAUAGAAUUAAGCGAUUCAUGAAAGGAGUUUUUAGAUUAAGACCUACUAGAGCAAAAUAUAACUGGACUUGGAACCCUAGUAUAGUUCUAAACUAUUUAGCCCAAAAAUGGCCAAAUGAGUCACUUGACCUAAAAACCCUUUCUGCAAAGACUUUGACCUUAUUAGCAUUAGUAUCAGCACAUAGAGUGCAGACAUUUUCCUUAAUAAAAUUAUCCAACAUUAAGAUAUUUGAUUCAGUAGAAAUAGUAAUUACUAUUCCUGAAAUU